Macrosteles quadrilineatus (aster leafhopper) is the source of this 828-nucleotide messenger RNA. Its product is annotated as thiamine transporter 1-like. NCBI's taxonomy places the organism in Eukaryota, Metazoa, Arthropoda, Insecta, Hemiptera, Cicadellidae. Gene Ontology annotation, biological process: transmembrane transport; vitamin transport. Gene Ontology annotation, molecular function: vitamin transmembrane transporter activity. Gene Ontology annotation, cellular component: plasma membrane. The record is from RefSeq and is a predicted model, not a curated record. The coding region runs from base 1 to 828 and encodes 275 amino acids. The transcript has a single exon.
AUGGAUGAAUGGGUGAAAUUAACCAUUUUUCUGUGUGUCUACGGGUUCAUGAAAGAGAUUGGGCCAGAUGACCCGUUCAUUCUGCAUCACUUGGACAACCGAGAGCAAAAUGAAGCCAGAAUUUGGGAAGUCUUGACCCAGCUGAUCCUGACAACCAUGCUGUUUUUCUGUGCAGAUUAUUUCAGAUACAAACCAUUCAUUGUGAUUGGAGCUGUCUUUGGAUUGGCGGCCCAGAUCAUAAACUUGGUAUCAGAAGACACAUUUGCUUUGAUGGGUAGGCAAUGCCUGUAUGGAGCAGCUAAGGCGGCGGAAGUGGCUUAUUUCAGCUACAUCCAUGCCAAGGUGCCAAAAAUUAACUACACAAAGGUGACAAGCUUUUGCCAGGCGGCUGCCGUGGCAGGAGGCAUAUUCUCUGCUCUAGUCUCACUAUGGCCACUUCCCGGUUUAUGGAGCAACUACGUGACGAUCAUUGUGUUGGCGUUCGCUGUUUGUUGGCUGGUUUUGCUGCCCAAAGCUGAAACGACCCUCUAUUUUCAUAGAGCUAGGAUCGUCAGCUUAGGUGGCCAGGCUGAAAACAUCCAAGCUGGUCCAGCUCCAAAGCCGUCCAUCACAGUCGUACAGCAGCUGCUAUGGGAAGACUUCAAGGCCGCUUACUACAAUCCCUAUAAUACAAUCCCUAUCAGUUCAGUCGGGUCAGCCGAUCCGAUAAGACGUACUGCUCCGCUACCGUCUCGCAACCUCACGUCGCGCUGCUACUUCACGUGUGUGGCGUGUUUGUCUAAACGGCCUUGUGUAGUUAAAAAAGUGCUUUUUACGUACAUAAAUUAA